UCCUCAACUGAACUGUAACUAAUAGAGGAUGAUGUGCGGACAGAGGGAGGAAAAGGAGCAGGGGGACGUUGAGGAGGAGAAGGGUGGCUUUAGUGGAACGAGUACCAAGGACAGACUGGAACAGUGACUCCGUUUAAAGAGGAGAGGAUUCUACUAGAAAGGCCGACAGAUACCUGGGAAAAAACACCUUGCUCCACAGAGCCACACCUUAGAAAACUAAACAUGGCGUUGAGUCACCGACCGAAACUCGGGUCAAAGAGCGAUACAGAUGGUUCGUGACCGAAAACACCGUAAGAAUGAGGAAAAAGAAAGGGUAUAUUAACUGAAAUUAUCUAAAUUAUUUAAAUAAAAACAUUUUAAGGGUUAAAGCUGAAAACACCUCGCCAGCACAGCGAGUGAGGAAAUCACCUGCCGGAUUUUCUGCUGCUGUCACCUCCCUGACAGACUGGGACGAUGUUGUGGUGGCUAGAGAGGGCAUGCCUACCACCUUGUUCUGUGCUGAUACAGUGAGAGGUGCCGUGUCCAUUCACUGGUUGAUGAAGUCACUUGGUGUGGAUGAAUGGAGACUGGUUCUUUCAGCCAACGAAAAGAAAGUGUUCUUUGGUGGUGGCUUUAAGGCAUCCAUGCAAUUGACUGACCCUAACUUUCGAGACACUGGGGUUUUCUCUCUGUUCUUUCUUCCGAAAAUGGAGGACAGUGCUCUCUACACAUGCGUGAUAAAGCAACAAGACAGGAAACAAAAGCAGAGGAUGAUCCUCUUAGCUAUCCUUACAGUCACUGCUGUCCCUGCUGCACCCAUUCCUCAGCACAGCACCCUGCAGCUGAUUGCCAGUGUUAAUCCUGACUUUGCCAUCACCAAGAUUACCUGGGCAGCACCUGGUGGCUUUUCCAUGAAGAGCGAGAAAACGCCAAACACAGGCACAGUGGCCAAACUGCCACAGGUCCAGACCAGUGACAACGGGGCCUAUGUCUGUAUGGUUCACCCGCGGGGUAACAGCAACAACACUCUUUUCGCCUUCAAUGUGGACGUGAUUGUCGAUGCUGACAAAGUGGUCUCAUUCACCAAUGUAACACAUGUUCUUCCCUCCUUGCCUGCAGGCCCUAUGAUCUCCAAUGCCACUCAGGCUCAGACACCCUUCACCCUGACCUGUCCUGUUGUCCAGGGGGACUAUGUCCUGCUGCACUGGCAACCUCCAGACACCAGGAAGCCGAGUAAGCUGUUGUACCAGUACGACCGCUGGAGGGGUUCCACCUUGUUGACUGAGCAAAGCAAGAAAAUCCAGCUUGCCGGCCCACCCUACAACGCAGAGGCCGGGAGCUUCUCCUUUGUACUCACCCCUGGGUUAAGAGAUGGCGGCCUCUACAUCUGUGACGUGUUCCUCAAUGACAACGCCAGCAGCCAGAGGACCAUGCUCACCGUGCUGAAAGUUAAAACCAGCUAUUUGUCCUCAAAACUGGAGUUGGGGUGCUUGUACUCAGAGAGGUCCCAGGUCCAAGGUGCCAAUUGGAAAUACCAGAAUAAGAGUCGCCGGCUGCACUUGUUAAGCAAGGGCCCUGGCAGCAUCACCACCAUCCUGCCCUUACCCAUCACCUCUGACACAGCCGGGAACUACACCUGCACCCUACAGCUAAAAAAUGGGCAGACUGUCUGGGCAACCCAAGCUAUCACACUGCCCUAUGAAGAGAGUGUCCCCUCCCUGCUCCCUUCUCUCUCUGCUUUAUUACUCCUGGUGCCCCUGGUUGCUGCGGCUGUCGUUGUGUUGCUAUGGAGACAGAAACACAUUUCUGAUCGCGGUAUUGAGCAGUCUCUGUCUGUCCACUCGGGUGAAGCAGAGAACAUCUAUGAGAAUCCUGAGGAUAACAGACAGGCUCCUCCCCAGGGCUCAAUCUACAUGGAUUUGAAGCCAAGAGGAGAGGAUGAUGUCUAUAAGGAACUAGAGCGAUACGAACCGUGUCAGAGCUGAUCACCUACCCACAUCUCAUCCUCAUCCAGCUGUCACAUCCGCUCAGUUCCCAGCUGCAGCAGAAGGCCUUUAUAAACAAAAGUAACAACUGAAUGUCAGAGUUGGGAUGUGAAGAAAAACUUCAAUGCUUCAGGGAAAUGCAACUCAAUUGUUUGAAUGUUUUUUUGCAUUCUAAACUACUGCUCUUUAUAAGUACUUUAUUACUGAUUUGCUUUAAUGUCAUGUUUUGGGGCUGCACAUACAGGAGAAGGGAAAAGAUUUUCACAUAAGGUUCUAAACCUUGUCCCAAAUGUGUGGAAGUUAUGUUAUAUUGUCUUUUUCACUGGUUUCCUUGACACUUUUUUCUAUUAUUUUCUCAAGCAUUUUGGUAUUGUACCAGGUGUCUUGUACUUCUAUGGAUAUCUGUAUUUAAGUAUAUACAUUUCUAAAUAAACAUUGUUGUCUGUAAUGUA
This is a messenger RNA of Siniperca chuatsi (mandarin fish), 2416 nucleotides long. It is a transcript of the gene g6fl, whose product is annotated as g6f-like. The coding region runs from base 477 to 1964 and encodes 495 amino acids. Gene Ontology annotation, cellular component: external side of plasma membrane; membrane raft. Gene Ontology annotation, molecular function: protein tyrosine kinase binding; MHC class II protein binding. Gene Ontology annotation, biological process: positive regulation of ERK1 and ERK2 cascade; T cell activation; interleukin-15-mediated signaling pathway. Lineage: Eukaryota; Metazoa; Chordata; Actinopteri; Centrarchiformes; Sinipercidae. The transcript has 11 exons. The record is from RefSeq and is a predicted model, not a curated record.